UCUAUGACAACUGCCACCUGUACAGAAGUUUGAGAGUUUGACAGUUUGUGUGUGUAUAGAAACGUUUGAUUUGAGUACGAUGAGCGGAGAACAAAAUCGUAAUUCUUUCAUAAGCAGUUAUAUUUAAGAACUACUAAGUUCGUACAUGUAUAAGCUUUCGUAUUAUAUGGUUAAUCAGUAAAAAUGUAAUGAUUCGUGGAGAAACUACAAUGCUAACGUCUUGUGCAGGGAAGAUACGGAAUUAGUACAACCAAAAUUUAUUUUGUUAUUGGUCGGUUUUCAUGGAGUGAAUUAAUUAAAAUGUCAGGACAUGCAGUAGUGGUGUGGGAAUGGGAAAAUCGACAAGGACGGUGGCGACCUUAUAGUCCUGAAGUGUCACAGCUCCUUGAGAGGGCUCAUUGUAAGAAGCUGACACGGGUUAUAUUAAGUGAUGCAGAUCCGUUAUUGGAAAAGUACUAUAUUAAUCUGAAGACUAAAACACAGUGCUCAGAAGAUGGUGGUGUUCCUUACAAUGUGCAUAGAAAAUGCUAUGUACCUGACUCACCUGCUGGCAAAGGGGCUAAGUGGGAGUGGGCAGGAGACGCACCAGGGGAGUGGCAUACGUAUGAUAUGGAAAUCCAGUGCCUCAUAGAGGAAGCAUGGGCAAGGGGGGACCAGACAACUGAUGUAAGCAAGACAUAUGCAGCUUUUCCAUAUAUCAUUAACUUUUGCAACUUGACACAAAUACGUAACAACACAGGCUAUGUGCGCAGUGUACGUCGUGUUCAACAAGCACCUUACCCUCUCAUCAAGGUGCAACCUGAAGAACUACAUAAUGUUGUAGCAGGCCGCAGGGCAAUACAGUGUCCAGGAAGUAGGGGUAACUCUGGGCACCAUCACAGAGGACCUAAUGGGCAGCUGCCUCCAACUGGUUUCUCUGGAGGCAACAAGAAAUCAAGUAGUGCAGGAGGAAAUAAGAAAGCCAGUAACAAGAAAGCGUCGAAGAGCUCGUCAGCUAAUGGAGACAGCAACAGCAGUACCGCAGCAGGAAACAUUGCUCGUACCAUCCUGAGUAAUCUCAAUAUAUUUGGUAACAAGGGAAGUAACAGUACUAGUAGUAACAGCAGUGGUGGAGCUGUGGGUGGUCCAGUGCCAAUGCCAAAAGCAACUGGGGCUGGGGUCGGCGAUACUGUGUUGGAUGCCGACUCCAGUAGCACCAAGAGUGGGCGCAGGCCUAGUGUCGAUACAGUGUCGACAUACCUCAGUCAUGAAUCCAAAGACAGUGAGCCACGAGCUUCACAGGGUGACUUGCUAGACUGUAGUGGAAGCAGUGAAGAUGUGUUUGAACCACCAUCUUGUGGAGGUAGGAAAAAGCCAAUCAACAAGUGUUACAAUGUAUCUGCGCCACAGCACUCCGUAGCAUCCGGGUCCAUCGUGGGAGUUGAUGCUGCCAGUGCUGGUAUUUCACGAUUUGUUCAGGUUGUAACAGCGUCGGAAAUAAGUCCAGGUACUCAGUGCCCGAUAUGCCUCCAAGAUAUGAACCCAGGUUCUCCCAUGGUGGUUGCCCUGACACAUUGCUUGCACCAGCUUCACUUGGACUGCCUGAACUCCAUGCUGUCUAGCCAGCCCUGUACUAACAAGAGCCUGUAUAUACAGUGUCCAUUAUGCAUGGUAAUCUAUGGUGAGAAGACAGGCAAUCAGCCACAUGGCAGCAUGUGCUGGACACCUCUGCCUUACUCCUUGCCAGGACACCAUGGGACUCGCACGCUACAGAUCACUUACAACAUUGCCUCUGGAAUACAAGGUCCAGAACAUCCAAACCCUGGGAGACCGUACUAUGCCGUGGGAUUCCCCCGAGUCUGUUACUUACCUGAUACAGAAAAAGGUCGCAAAGUUCUCAAGUUACUGUCCAUUGCCUUUGAACGCCGUCUGGUAUUUACUGUCGGCCGCUCUGUGACAACGGGUCGCGAAGACGUGGUGACAUGGAAUGAGAUACACCACAAGACAGAGCCAGGAGCAUCUAACACAGGUCACGGUUUUCCUGACUUGGGCUUCUUGGAUCGAUGCUUGGCUGAGUUGGCAGCUCAGGGUGUUACUGCGACACAGGAUGAAGGGGCUGUCUACCAGGAGCUGCGCUAGUGACUUUGUUUUAUUCUUCAGACGUUUUGUACAGUACUAGGCUGUUUAUUAUGUAGUUCUGUUUCAAGAGCUUUGCCAGUUACUGGCCAGUAUAUGUAAUGAUGCGUCUUAUUAGCUUUUGAGCUUCCGCUGCAUUCAGUGUUUCAGGUAACAGUACUGCAGCUAUCAGGAUGGUAUGUCUUGAGUGGUCUAUAUAGUUAGUGUAUGUUGGUUUAGAUGAUAGGUUGAUUGCCUGUGGUUGGCCAGAGUUCUAACCAGUGAGACAUUGCCUUUGUAGUCAGAAAGAAGAUUGUAUACUGUGUAGUAACUGGUCCCAUAUGUAGCCAUCUUACUGUUUUUUGGAUGGGUCUGCAUGAUGUGGAUGCAGACGUUACCCAAAUUAUCGUAGGGGAGUCCAUUGAAAUAAUGAAAUGUCCAGAAAAUAUUGGUAGAUGAGGACAGUGAAGCCCCUGCAACAUAUGGGGUCAGCUUCUUACUCUUCAGUAUCUACUUCAGAACGUUAGCCAGUCACCAGCCAUUCCGUCAAGUACCUGUUUAAGGGGUGUGAGCAAGACAUGAACUCUCUUUUGAGAAGACAGUUUCAGUCAAGUAUUGAAAAUUUGUAUGGAAUUACUUUUAUAAAACUUUGCAUUUUGGUUUUAAAUAUUUAUUCUGAAUAUGGUAUUCAGUUGAUUCUUAAAAAAAUUACUGAUUUGAGUUUUCAAGUGGGAUGUAAUCAUUUUCCAUGACUAUGCAAUCUGGCUCAUGCAUUUUAUAUAUGUUUUUGGUCAAAAGGGAAUUGUUGAUAAGCCAUUUUAUAAUGAAAUGCAGGGAAUGCAAUUUGUUCUUGGACCAGCUGGCUAGAGAUUUGCCCGUGCUUCCUCACUGCUGGCCACCAAACUGUCUCUUAGUCUCCCGCGCUUCUCGCAAAUCUCAAUAGUGCUGCUUGUAUAGCAUGGUUAGUUUUCCUUGAGACUUUGCUUUGUUGUGAAACAUAGUGUUAAAAAAAUAAAAUAUUGUGUUGAACAGCGUGGAGGAAAUUCUGUAAAAAUUGUCAUGGGAAUUAUUCUGACAGUACAGUGCAGUGCAGUGUAAAGCAACAAUUUACAAUAUUGCAACAAAAUUACUUUGGGGUGGGGGAUCAGUACUGGCCAAAGAGUAAUUUAAAAAAUGCAUAAUGACAGGAGAAAAACUUGAUGAUAUUGGGGCCCAAAGAAGUCCUUCCAUCUGUUUGCUGUUCACUGUGAGAUCGCAAAAGUACAGCUUACAUUGCACGAAGUUACUGAAGUUACGACCUUACAGCUCUAGUCACGUAUGGUCUUUUGCCUCCAGAUUGUGGAGCAAGAAAGCAGUACUGUAGGUGGUUUCAGGAACUAGUAUUCAAUGGACUUCUUGACCUAGAAUUUAACAUGAGAUUGAUUUUGUCACUUUCUUUGGUUAAUUGACAUGAAAAAUCAUGUGACCAUUUUAAACAGGGUUAUGCAACAGCACGCCAAAUUCUUUGGCUGCAUUAGAUAAAGGCUUUGGCAACAAGUCGUAAGUCUAGGAUUGUGGCCUCCACGAUUACCCGAUUUAAACCCUUGUGACUUUUAUUUGUGGGGAACACUGAUUGAAGAAGUGUAUGUGAAUAGUCUGUUUUUUCUUUCUUUCUGGAAGAACAUCAAGAAAUAUUAGGCUUGAAAUCUGCACUAUUCCUGUACAGCAAUGUCUGCAUGUUUUCAGAAACAUAUUCUUACUGUGUGAGGCAUGCGGGUUGUCACUUCAGGGCUGUUCUAUAAAAUAAGGUAAGUUUAACUAGAGCAGAAAAGCAGAUCAUGAAUAAUUAAGUACUGUGGUGUGCCAUGUCAGCUUAGGAUCCAGUCCAAUGACUAACUGUAUACCCUGUAUUUAAGUAAUUUUAAAUGUUUGUUAAAUAUAUUUCAUUGUGAAGAG
Zootermopsis nevadensis is the source of this 4029-nucleotide messenger RNA. RefSeq names its product deltex E3 ubiquitin ligase (gene dx). Gene Ontology annotation, molecular function: zinc ion binding. NCBI's taxonomy places the organism in Eukaryota, Metazoa, Arthropoda, Insecta, Blattodea, Termopsidae. Gene Ontology annotation, biological process: protein ubiquitination; Notch signaling pathway. The record is from RefSeq and is a predicted model, not a curated record.